Molecule: messenger RNA, 1266 nt
Organism: Henningerozyma blattae CBS 6284
Lineage: Eukaryota; Fungi; Ascomycota; Saccharomycetes; Saccharomycetales; Saccharomycetaceae
Gene: EBP2
Product: Ebp2p
Exons: 1
Coding region: 1-1266 (421 amino acids)
Biological process (GO): rRNA processing; ribosomal large subunit biogenesis
Cellular component (GO): nucleolus; nuclear periphery; preribosome, large subunit precursor
Source: RefSeq, a predicted model, not a curated record
AUGGCUAAAGGUUAUAAAUUAAAAGAGCUACUAGCUCAUCAAAAGGAAGUUGAAAAACAAGACAAAAUUGAACAGGAAAAGCUUAGCAAGAAAAAUGAACAUUUAAAGAAAGCUGAGCCAAAAGUUGUUAACAGUGAAGAUGUUAAAAAAUCAGCAAUCAAAAAAGCUAUAACUAUGGAGCCUGUUAAGGAUACCGAAGAGUAUGAAAGUAAUGCUUUAUCUCACAAAGAAAAGAGAAAGUUGAAGAAGCAAUUGAAAAAGAUGAGUGAAUUAGAUACCAAGAAAGAAAAAGAAGAAAAGGAAAAUAUUGAAGAACAAGAUGACGAUGAAAUUGAAGAAGAAGAUGAUGAUGAAGAAAAGAGAUUAGAUUUGGAAAAAUUAUCCAAGAGUGAUUCUGAAUCUGAAUCUGAUGAUGAUGAUGAAGAAGAAGACGAUGAAGAAGCUGAAAAAGAGUCUGAAUCUGCUGAAGAAGAAGAAGAAGAAGAAGAAGUAGAAGAUGUACCAUUAUCCGAUGUCGAAUUUGAUUCUGAUGCUGAUGUGGUUCCACAUCACAAAUUAACCAUCAACAACACUAAGGCAAUGAAGAAUGCGUUAGAACGUAUCCAAUUACCAUGGAAAAAGCAUUCUUUCCAAGAACAUCAAACUAUUACAUCCAAGAGCAAUACUGAUGAAGGUAUUAAAGAUAUUUAUGAUGACACUGAAAGAGAAUUAGCAUUUUAUAAACAAUCUUUGGAAGCCGUUCAAGAAGCUCGUGAAGAAUUGAAUAGAUUAAAGGUACCAUUUAAGAGACCAUUAGAUUAUUUUGCUGAAAUGGUAAAGAAUGAUGAACAUAUGGACAAGAUUAAAGGUAAGCUAGUUCAAGAAGCUAGUGAAAAGAAAGCCCGUGAAGAAGCUAGAAGACAAAGAAACUUAAAGAAAUUCGGUAAGCAAGUUCAAGUUGCUACUUUACAGAAGAGACAAAUAGAAAAGAGAGAUACAUUAGAGAAGAUUAAAUCUUUAAAGAAAAAGAGAAAGCACAGUGAAAUUGGUGGAGAAGAAUUUAAUGUUGGUAUUGAAGAAGCUGCCGCAAGUGAGGAAAGUAAUAAUCGUUUCAAAAGAGCCAAAGCUAAUAGUAAAAGAGAAAAUAAAAAUACUAAAUAUGGUUUUGGUGGUAUGAAAAGAUUUAAGAGAAAGAAUGACGCUGAAUCCUCUAUGAACAUUACUGGUUUUUCACAAAGAAAGAUGAAAGGUAAAAGUGUCAGACCAGGUAAGAGUAGAAGACGCUGA